GGGGGGGCAGCAGGAGGAGGAGGAGGCGGCGGCGGUGCUGGGAGCUCCUGUCACCGGCGGGCCCAGGGCGGGGAAACCCGGGGGAGGGGGCUGGCGGAGUGAAAGGAGGGCCACCAACCAAGGACUGGGGGAAGGGUAGGGCGAGCUCGUCUGAGCCAGGAGGAAGACCAGGCCGGGCCGAGCGAGGAAGCGGAUCGCGGGCCCACGGCUCGCUGCAGGGCCAGGCAGGGGAGACAGAGGAGGGGGCUCGGGCUCCGGCCCCAGCCCGGACAUGGGGGCAGCGAACCCCGCGGCCCGCGGGCUCGGCCGCCGCCUCUCUUCGCUUCUACUGCUGCUGCUGCUGCGCCCAGAACCCGGGAGCUCAUCCAGAGGGACGCCUAGCCCGGGGGAGAUCACGGGGGUCCCCCAGGUGGCUGGGCUCUGCGGGAGGCUGACCCUACACCGAGACCUGCGCACAGGCCGCUGGGAACCUGACCCUCAGCGCUCACGCCGCUGCCUCCGAGACCCGCAGCACGUGCUAGCCUAUUGCAGACAGGUGUACCCCGACCUUCAGAUCGGCCGCGUGGAGGAGGCCUCCCGACCCAUCCCCAUGGAGCGCUGGUGCGGGGGUGCCCGCGGGACCAGAUGUCCCCACCACGUGGUGAUCCCCUAUCACUGCCUGCCAGGUGAGUUUGUGAGCGAGGCCCUUCUGGUUCCGGAAGGAUGCAAGUUCCUGCACCAGGAGCGCAUGGAUGAGUGCGAGGGCUCUGCCUACAGGCACCAGCAGGCCCAAGAGGCUUGCCGCUCUGAGGGCCUCGUCCUUCACGGCUCAGGGAUGCUUCUCCCGUGUGGAACAGACCGCUUCCGGGGGGUGGAAUAUGUCUGCUGCCCCGCCCCAGGCACCUCCGUACCUCCCCGGACCCCCCACAGUGAUGCUCCCACCCAGCCCCAGGCCCCAGAUGGGGAGGAGGAGGAGGAAGAAGAGGAGGAGCCAUUUCCCCAAACGGUGGAUGACUAUUUUGUGGAGCCCCCAGGGGAGGAAGAGGAAGAGGAGGAGGGAGAGCCCAGAAGACUCCAGCACCUCAGCACCCAACCUCCUUCCAGGGCCAGCAAAGGGAGCCCAACAGCCCGACCUACGGAUGGUGUGGACGUGUACUUUGGAAUGCCGGGCGAGGGGGGAGAACAUGCAGGCUUCCUGAGGGCUAAGAUGGAUUUAGAGGAAAGGCGGAUGCGUCAGAUCAAUGAGGUCAUGCGGGAAUGGGCCGAGGCGGACAACCAAGCCAAGAACCUGCCCAAGGCUGACAGGCAGGCUCUAAACGAGCACUUCCAGUCAAUCCUGCAGACCUUAGAGGAGCAGGUCUCGGGGGAACGCCAGCGACUGGUGGAGACCCACGCGGCCCGCGUCAUCGCCCUCAUCAAUGACCAGCGCCGAGCCGCCCUGGAGGGCUUCCUGGCAGCUCUUCAGGGGGACGAGCCCCAGGCAGAGCGAGUGCUCCAAGCCCUGAAGAGGUAUCUGCGGGCUGAGCAGAAAGAACAGAGACACACCAUCCGCCACUACCAGCACGUGGCUGCCGUGGACCCCGAGAAAGCGGAGCAGAUGCGCUUCCAGGUGCAGACCCACCUCCAGGUGAUCGAGGAGCGCAUGAAUCAAAGCCUGGGGCUGCUGGAGCAGAACCCACGCCUGGCCCGGGAGCUGCAGCCUCAAAUCCAGGAUCUGCUGCGGGCCGAGCACGUUGGUCCCGGGGAGCUGGAGGCCCCUCCCCCAGGGGGCAGCAGUGAGGACGGGGGCGGCCCCCUGCCGCCUGCCGCAGACGAAGACAUGGGUGCAACGAUGCCUCUUAAAGGCUUCACUGAAGGGGAUGGAGCCGAGCGCCUUCAGGAGCAUAAGGUGAAUGUCUCCGUCCCUCGGGGUCUCCCGUUCCGUUCUCCUGAGAUCCAGAGAGAUGAGCUGGAGCCCGGAAUGGGUGCAGGGACGGGUGUGGCCCGUGGCGCCGUGGCGGGGCUCCUGGUUGUGGCCGUGGCCGUGGCUGCUGUGGUCGUCCUGUCUCUGCUGGUGGCCCGGAGGAGGCGACCUUACGGGGCCAUCAGCCAUGGGGUUGUGGAGGUGGACCCGAUGCUGAGCCUGGAGGAGCAGCAGCUCCGGGAGCUUCAGAGACAUGGGUAUGAGAACCCGACCUAUCGGUUCCUGGAGGAGCGACCCUGAGGGGCCGGACCCUGCCCCAACCCCCGCGUCCCCAAACCCUAACUCUGGGGAACCCCAAGCCCCCAGCCUCUGACCCAGAAGGAUCCCCAAGCCCCCAGUCCCUGUCUUUGACCCUUAAACCCCCAACCUCUGACACUCCUGCUCUCUGAGCUUAGAGUGCCCCUAAGCCCACGGCUCCCCAUCUCCUCCCCUAAUUUAUUUUCUAAGUUAAUUGGGUACAGAAAAGCUGCCCCCUCCACCCCAGGGCUCCCACUCCGUGUCUCCCAUCUUGUGUCCCAGUGAAACUAAUGACUCAAUAAACCUUCCCUGUCCAA
Monodelphis domestica (gray short-tailed opossum) is the source of this 2496-nucleotide messenger RNA. RefSeq names its product amyloid beta precursor like protein 1 (gene APLP1). Gene Ontology annotation, cellular component: plasma membrane; Golgi apparatus. NCBI's taxonomy places the organism in Eukaryota, Metazoa, Chordata, Mammalia, Didelphimorphia, Didelphidae. Gene Ontology annotation, biological process: central nervous system development; axonogenesis. The record is from RefSeq and is a predicted model, not a curated record. Gene Ontology annotation, molecular function: alpha-2B adrenergic receptor binding; alpha-2A adrenergic receptor binding; alpha-2C adrenergic receptor binding.